CCGGGGAGGCCGUCCCGUGAUGCCCCGCGCCGCGGCCGCUCUGGCCUGCAACGUGUCUCCGGGGCGGAGGCAGCGGCCGCCGAGUUCGCUGCGCGCGGCUGGGGGGGGGCUCCCUGUCUCUUCGCUGGUGUCCAUCUCUCUCGCCGCCUGGCGCUCGCGUCCCCACGGGCCGCCCCAGCCCUCGCCAUGUCGUACAACUACGUGGUAACGGCCCAGAAGCCCACCGCCGUGAAUGGCUGCGUGACCGGACACUUUACUUCGGCUGAAGACUUGAACCUGUUGAUUGCCAAAAACACGAGAUUAGAAAUCUAUGUGGUCACCGCCGAGGGGCUUCGGCCUGUCAAGGAAGUGGGCAUGUAUGGGAAGAUCGCUGUUAUGGAGCUUUUCAGGCCCAAGGGGGAGAGCAAGGACCUUCUGUUCAUCCUGACAGCCAAGUACAAUGCCUGCAUCCUGGAGUACAAACAGAGUGGCGAGAGCAUUGACAUCAUAACACGAGCCCACGGCAAUGUCCAGGACCGAAUUGGCCGCCCCUCAGAGACGGGCAUUAUCGGCAUCAUCGACCCUGAGUGCCGGAUGAUUGGCCUGCGACUCUACGAUGGCCUUUUCAAGGUUAUUCCUCUAGACAGGGACAAUAAAGAGCUCAAGGCCUUCAACAUCCGCCUGGAGGAGUUACAUGUCAUCGAUGUCAAGUUUCUCUACGGUUGCCAGGCACCUACCAUCUGCUUCGUCUACCAGGACCCUCAGGGGCGGCAUGUCAAAACCUAUGAGGUGUCUCUCCGAGAGAAGGAGUUCAAUAAGGGCCCUUGGAAGCAGGAGAACGUGGAGGCAGAGGCCUCCAUGGUGAUUGCAGUUCCAGAGCCCUUUGGAGGGGCCAUCAUCAUUGGGCAGGAAUCCAUCACCUAUCACAAUGGUGACAAAUACCUGGCAAUCGCCCCUCCGAUCAUCAAGCAAAGCACAAUUGUGUGUCACAAUCGCGUGGACCCCAACGGCUCCCGCUAUCUGCUGGGCGACAUGGAAGGACGGCUCUUCAUGCUGCUGCUGGAGAAGGAGGAACAGAUGGACGGCACCGUCACCCUCAAGGACCUGCGGGUGGAACUCCUCGGAGAGACCUCGAUUGCUGAGUGCUUGACAUACCUUGAUAACGGUGUUGUGUUUGUCGGGUCUCGCCUCGGGGACUCCCAGCUUGUGAAGCUCAAUGUUGACAGCAAUGAACAAGGUUCCUACGUAGUAGCCAUGGAAACCUUUACCAACUUGGGACCCAUCGUGGACAUGUGCGUGGUGGAUCUCGAGAGGCAGGGGCAGGGACAGCUGGUCACUUGCUCUGGGGCUUUCAAGGAAGGUUCCUUGCGGAUCAUCCGGAACGGAAUUGGAAUUCACGAGCAUGCCAGCAUUGACUUACCAGGCAUCAAAGGCCUGUGGCCCCUUCGGUCUGAUCCGACCCGGGAGACUGACGACACUUUGGUGCUCUCUUUCGUGGGCCAGACAAGAGUGCUCAUGCUGAACGGAGAGGAGGUGGAAGAGACGGAACUGAUGGGCUUUGUGGAUGACCAGCAGACUUUCUUCUGUGGCAAUGUGGCUCACCAGCAGCUUAUCCAGAUCACGUCGGCGUCUGUGCGGUUGGUCUCUCAAGAACCCAAGGCCCUGGUGAGCGAGUGGAAAGAGCCGCAGGGCAAGAACAUCAGCGUGGCGUCCUGCAACAGCUGCCAGGUGGUGGUGGCCGUGGGCAGGGCGCUCUACUACCUGCAGAUCCAUCCUCAGGAGCUCCGGCAGGUCAGCCACACGGAGAUGGAGCACGAGGUGGCCUGCUUGGACAUCACCCCCUUGGGAGAGAGCAAUGGCAUGUCGCCUCUCUGUGCCAUCGGCCUCUGGACCGACAUCUCGGCCCGGAUUUUGAAGCUGCCCUCCUUUGAACUCUUGCACAAGGAGAUGCUCGGUGGAGAGAUCAUCCCUCGGUCCAUUUUGAUGACCACCUUCGAGAGUAGCCACUACCUCCUUUGUGCCUUGGGAGAUGGGGCCCUCUUCUACUUCGGACUGAGUGUGGAGACAGGCCUGUUGAGCGACCGCAAGAAGGUGACUCUGGGCACCCAGCCCACCGUUCUGAGAACGUUCCGUUCUCUUUCUACCACCAACGUCUUUGCUUGCUCUGACCGCCCCACUGUCAUCUACAGCAGCAACCACAAGUUGGUCUUCUCCAACGUCAACCUCAAGGAAGUCAACUACAUGUGCCCCCUCAACUCCGAUGGCUACCCCGACAGCCUGGCCCUGGCCAACAACAGCACCCUCACCAUCGGCACCAUCGACGAGAUCCAGAAGCUGCACAUCCGCACGGUUCCCCUCUAUGAGUCUCCCAGGAAGAUCUGCUACCAGGAAGUGUCGCAGUGCUUUGGGGUCCUUUCCAGCCGCAUUGAGGUCCAGGAUACCAGUGGGGGCACGACUGCUCUGAGGCCCAGCGCCAGCACCCAGGCCCUCUCCAGCAGCGUCAGCUCCAGCAAGCUCUUCUCCAGCAGCACCGCCCCCCACGAGACCUCCUUUGGAGAAGAGGUGGAGGUCCACAACCUGCUCAUCAUCGACCAGCACACCUUCGAAGUCCUUCACGCCCACCAGUUUCUGCAGAACGAGUAUGCCCUCAGCCUGGUUUCCUGCAAGUUGGGCAAAGACCCCAACACCUACUUCAUCGUGGGCACAGCCAUGGUGUACCCCGAGGAGGCGGAGCCCAAGCAGGGCCGGAUUGUGGUCUUUCAGUACUCGGAUGGAAAGCUGCAGACCGUGGCCGAGAAGGAGGUGAAGGGGGCCGUGUACUCGAUGGUGGAGUUUAAUGGGAAGCUGUUAGCCAGCAUCAACAGCACGGUGCGGCUAUACGAGUGGACCACGGAGAAGGAGCUGCGCACCGAGUGCAAUCACUACAACAACAUCAUGGCCCUCUACCUGAAGACCAAGGGCGACUUCAUCCUGGUGGGCGACCUGAUGCGCUCCGUGCUGCUGCUUGCCUACAAGCCGAUGGAGGGCAACUUCGAAGAGAUCGCACGAGACUUUAACCCCAACUGGAUGAGCGCUGUGGAAAUCUUGGAUGAUGACAAUUUCCUGGGGGCCGAGAAUGCGUUUAACUUGUUUGUGUGUCAGAAGGACAGCGCUGCCACCACCGACGAGGAACGGCAGCACCUGCAGGAAGUUGGGCUUUUCCACCUGGGCGAGUUCGUCAAUGUCUUCUGCCACGGCUCUCUGGUCAUGCAGAAUCUGGGCGAGACGUCCACCCCCACCCAAGGCUCGGUGCUCUUUGGCACAGUCAAUGGCAUGAUCGGGCUGGUGACCUCACUGUCGGAGAGCUGGUACAACCUCCUGCUGGACAUGCAGAAUCGGCUCAAUAAAGUCAUCAAAAGCGUGGGCAAGAUCGAGCACUCCUUCUGGAGAUCCUUCCAUACUGAGCGCAAGACGGAGCCGGCCACUGGCUUCAUCGAUGGAGACUUGAUCGAGAGUUUCUUGGAUAUCAGCCGCCCCAAGAUGCAGGAGGUGGUGGCAAACCUGCAGUACGACGACGGCAGCGGGAUGAAGCGUGAGGCCACUGCCGACGACCUGAUCAAGGUGGUGGAGGAGCUCACACGGAUCCAUUAGCCACGGGCACGGCGCCCCCGGGCCCCGGCCCCGCCUGACGGCUUUGCCCACCCGCUCUCCUCCCUCUUGCCCUCCGCGUCUUCGCCUUGGGAACCCUGUCCCUCCGCCACGGCCCCAGGAGCCACGGGGCACCUUUGUGAGAAUGGGGGUUUCUUAGAACUAAAACCAGUUCACCGGAGACCUGGCAGUGGGCUGGCGGUGAAAUCCUUCCCCCUGGGCUUGAUACCAGUCACGGGAUUCCCGCUGUCACCUCGGACCACCGGCCUCGUGGGUGUGGCCCGCGGCCCUCUUCCCGGGGAGGGCUUUGCUGCUCGGGCCCGAGGGAAGCUCUGGGCGUGAGUGUGUUGUGCUCCCGCACUGUCCGCCA
Molecule: messenger RNA, 3976 nt
Organism: Sorex fumeus (smoky shrew)
Lineage: Eukaryota; Metazoa; Chordata; Mammalia; Eulipotyphla; Soricidae
Gene: DDB1
Product: damage specific DNA binding protein 1
Exons: 27
Coding region: 187-3609 (1140 amino acids)
Biological process (GO): DNA repair; proteasome-mediated ubiquitin-dependent protein catabolic process
Cellular component (GO): site of double-strand break; nucleus
Molecular function (GO): nucleic acid binding; protein binding
Source: RefSeq, a predicted model, not a curated record